CAAAGUUGAUAUCAGAUUUUCGCCCCUGAGUGAUAUAGCUUAGUAUGUUAUAGCUGUAGAAAGGUACAUAGCAGCUCAUAAGAUCAAUAGGAUGAGAAUGUUUGAAAGUUGGUUUAGGCAGUUUGUCUUGUUGAUUUUGUUUAGUGGGAGAGAAAAAAACGCCACUUAUGUGUUGGGUAAUUUCGUAUUAAUAUUUUUGAGUAUCAAAUAAAUGAUCAACAAAGGAUAUAAGAAGCUGCGAGAAUCAAGGGCGUAUCUAAACUUGUAGUUACGGUAUUUGACCGGCCCGCCCAACCUCGUCAGCUGUCCGGAACUAAUCAAAAGAAAACUUCCGGAGGAGGUGAAGAGGUGUGAAAAGGUGAAGCCACCAUCUGAUAACAAAGAAAAUGUUCACUGUAGCCUUCUCUUCUCACAUCACAGUAGGAAUAAAUUAGAUUGUUUGUUUGUUGUAGUCUACUUGGUAACUAUGUCUCACGAACUCGCUUUUCGUUGUCGUGUCACCUCCAUUAUGGAAGCUUUGACAGCAACAGUCGUGCAAGAAAUCUGUCAAUUUAUGGGAGAAAGCUAUGCUGCUCUUCGAGUGGAAAUGUUGCAUGAACAAAAUAAAAAUGAGACAAGGAUGGAGAAGCCAGCGAACUGCCUUAAGAACGUUUCAAAACCUGUUAGCCCACCAAUUUUGGGAAACUUUCCAAUCGUGGGGCAAAUCCUCAAUAAACAAGAGGCCAACUAUCAUUGGCUAGAAGACGGUACUGUGUUUGAAGGCCUAGCAUCACCAGUGCCAGAGACGGAGAGACGAGAGCCAUCACAGCCCGCUGGUCAGAUUACAGACACGGUACCAUGGCCAGUAUGGCUCAUCAAACAGGAGGAAAUGGCUGAUGAUCUGGAAUCGGAAGGUUACGGUGAAUGGAUUCCAGAGACUCCCAAGGCCAAUCAGAAUAUCGCAGGAGAAAGUGAUGAGGAAGAGAGAAGUCCAGCCUCUGGGGGAUCCAGAGAACUUGGACUCGACGACUUCAAGAGAGAACAGAGUCCGUUGCUGGUGUCACCUGAGGAUGCUGCGACACCCAUAAAGACAAAGUAUAAAACACGCAUGUUAGAACACACCGGGAAGCCACGUUUUCGCUGCGAUAUCUGCGGUGAGAAAUUCCAGCGUCAGAGCGGCUUGACCAGGCACCAGCGGCACAAACACAACACCGUGAAAACCUACAGUUGCUCUGUGUGUGGGAAAGGGUUCACCUACAUCAAAUCCCUCAACACGCAUGAGCUCACUCACUCUGAUGUCUCUCUCAGUUCAACUAUAACUCUGGAUGAAGCCAAGGCAAGGAAAAGAGGUCUGACUGAUGAACCCACAGACAGAAAUGCAGCAGGAGAUAUGAUCAGUGCCAUCCUUCACUCAAAGCCAGGUGGAGAAAAGGUAUUCCAGGAGUAUGGGAAAACCAAAGGUCUUACAGAUAGCACACGGAGGCUGAUGGUGAACAUUAUUGUGGCCGACAUGAUGGAAAAUCAUGGUAGGAUCCCCCCAUCAAGUGUCCGCACCAACUACGCCCUGGGGAUUGUGACUUUAUUCCCCUACUUGAAUGAUCCAGAUUCAGAGCAUGGUUAUGAACAAUAUUACGACGCAGCUAGUGGUUCUGGUUAUCUGACCUGGAGAAUAAAGACAGUGGGGCGCAACAAAUCAUGUAAGAUCAAGAGGAGAACCAAGUCCACCUAUCAAAAUGGUCCCAAGGCUCAACACAGUUCCCCUUCAGCUGUUGAGGAACUGUUAGGUGAUGAAUGCAAAGGCACAGCUAAGUUCCUCCUGCACGAUGAACAAGUGUCCAUGUCUGAGGUCUCUAUAUGCUCAGUUGGGUCUGAUUCGUCUGGAUCAACUUUAACUCUAGAAAAAACCAAGGCAAGAAAAAGAGGUCUGACUGAUGAACCUACAGACAGAAAGGCAGCAAGAGAUAUGAUCAGUGCCAUCCUUCACUCAAAGCCAGGUGGAGAAAAGGUAUUCCAGGAGUAUGGGAAAACCAAAGGUCUUACGGAUAGCACACGGAGGCUGAUGGUGAACAUUAUUGUGGCCGACAUGAUGGAAAGUCAUGGGAGGAUCCCCCCAUCAAGUGUCCGCACCAACUACGCCCUGGGGAUUGUGACUUUAUUCCCCUACUUGAAUGAUCCAGAUUCAGAGCAUGGUUAUGAAAAAUAUUACGAUGCAGCUAGUGGGUCUGGUUACCUGACCUGGAGAAUAAAGACAGUGGGGCGCAACACGUCAUGUAAGACCAAGAAGAGAACCAAGCCCACCUAUCAAAAUGGUCCCAAGGCUCAGCGAAGUUGCCCUUCAGCUGUUGAGCAACUGUCGAGGGAUGAAUGCAGAGAGGCGAUAUCUGUGCUUCAGCAUACAACAACUAAUGAGUCACUGGUUCGAGAGAAGAUGAUGGCGACGUUCCAAUACAGACAGGAGGUGGUUCAUGAUCCGGAGAAGUCCUCAACUGUCCUAGAUGUCUUCCCCAGAUUCCUUGACACUACAGGCUUGAUCAACCAAGAUUUCACCAGACUUUUCGGAGAGGUGGUGUCUGGGACAUUUAUGGCGAAGUGGCCAACAUUUUUCAAACCCAGGGUCAUUGCAGAUUGCAAAACCCUUCCCUUUAGCGAACCUGUGGAAGACCUCCUCUCAUCUGCGCAGCAGGAAUCCAAUGAUUAUGGAUGGGAGAGUGACUUGGCAGCCAUUUUGUUGCUUCUGCAUCUCCUACCCCCGACCUCAAAGGGCCCGAAGACCGCAAAGAUCCGUACCUCUCAAGCUGCUGACCAUCUGGUUAGAUUUAUGAAGGUAGGGACAAGUAUGGUGACCUUCCUUGAGACGGUUAGACAUGAGCAGCAGCCCUUCCUCCUCUGUGUCGGUGAAAGGAAGAACAGCCUUCAGAAGUUUUACAUCGUCGUUGACCAGAAGGCCAUCCCAUGCAAGACCCAAACAUCAGUGGCAGCUUUUGAUGAGCUCUUUAAGGCACACUAUGUCUUCAGUGUGUCCUACCAUGAAGCGUUGUGUAACUUCUACACAUUCAUCCAGACCACCGUGUACGGUAUCGACGUGGGGAAGGCAAAGGAGUCCUCAAGAGUCAAGGAGAUUAGAGUAAGGCUGCUUAACAAAGACCAGGGGAGUGGUGCCGCCGGAGCGCAAGGGAGCGGCGCUCCGGCCCUUUUCUCAAUUUGAGAAUGUAAGUUAGUAGUUUAAUAGUUUAACACCAUCUGCUCUAUUUGGCUCCUGAAACAGUAACUCAAGAAGAUCUAAGUGCAUAUCCCCAUGAAGCUGAUUGAGAUCACAUGAUUGUCAUGCAGAUGCAGUCUGGACAUUUCACCGGUAAAACGCAAAGAAUUAUCAUUCACCAUUGACACUGAUGGCCUAUUUGUAAAUUAGAUAUGCCUGACUUGGUGUUUGAGGGUAUUACAAAUAACAUUUUAGUGAGAGAGUGUGGGCAUAGGGCACAUGUUGCAGUUGGAGGAUGCAUUUUGUAUUAUAAUAUUCAAUAGGUUACAUAUCUCAGUACAAACUGUGAUUGUAGAAUUAUGUAAAUCUCUUUUUGGGGGUCAGCUCCCACACCUAACAAAACAAAUGGCACUAUACCACUUACAUAGACACAUGAAUUGAGAUACUCAAGUGUUUACAUGUUUUAUUUGUAAAAUACACUAUAGUAGUUGUGCAUUGCUUUUUUUGACAUAAGUUUUUGUCAUGGUUUGUCAAAACGUACUUGAAUCUGGACAGCAAUUGUUGAUGUAAAGUAAAUAUAUACUGAACAAAUAUAAAUGUAACAAUUUUACUGAGUUACUGUUCAUAUAAGGAAAUCAGUCAAUUGAAAUAAAUUCAUUAGGCCCUAAUCUAUGGAUUUCACGACUGGAAAUACAGAUAUGCAUAUUUUGUUUCAGUACAUUUAAAAUAAAAAAAACAAGGCUCAAAGAAAACCAGUCAGUAUCUGGUCUGACCACCAUUUGCCUAAUGCAGCAAGACAUUUCCUUAGCAUAGCAUUAAUCCAUCCGGCUGUUGAGUGUUGUCCCACUCCCCUUCAAUGGCUGUGCGAAGUUUCUGGAUAUUGGCGGGAAUUGGAACAUGCCUUCUUACACGUCGAUCCAGAGCAUCCCAAACAUGCUCAAUGGAUGACAUGUCUGGAGUAUGGAAUUAUGUGCAGAUCCAUGCAACAUGGGGCCGUGCAUUAUCAUGCUGAAACAUGAGUUGAUGAUGGAGGAUUAAUGGCACAACAAUGGGCCUCAGGAUCUCGUCACAGUACCUUUACAUUAAAAUUGGCGUCGAUAAAAUGCAA
Messenger RNA from Salmo salar (Atlantic salmon), 4286 nucleotides. RefSeq lists its product as uncharacterized. Lineage: Eukaryota; Metazoa; Chordata; Actinopteri; Salmoniformes; Salmonidae. The record is from RefSeq and is a predicted model, not a curated record.